Molecule: messenger RNA, 1776 nt
Organism: Polyodon spathula (Mississippi paddlefish)
Lineage: Eukaryota; Metazoa; Chordata; Actinopteri; Acipenseriformes; Polyodontidae
Gene: sp7
Product: Sp7 transcription factor
Exons: 2
Coding region: 218-1645 (475 amino acids)
Biological process (GO): regulation of transcription by RNA polymerase II
Molecular function (GO): DNA-binding transcription factor activity, RNA polymerase II-specific; RNA polymerase II cis-regulatory region sequence-specific DNA binding
Source: RefSeq, a predicted model, not a curated record
UCUCUUUUUCCAUCCUUAAAUUCCGCGAACCCCCCGGAGGAACUAAGUUGUAAAUCUUAAAUUGAUAAGUUUUUUUUUUCUUUGCUUCCUCGUUGUUAUUGGUGCUUGGCGGCGCUUCAAAGAGCCCCGACCCUGCAAUUAGAAGGCGGGUCCCUUUGCUGCUACUCAAGUCUCCGGGCUCGUGCCACAGAAGUUGCAUCGACUUCCAGAACUUUUUAUGAGCUGCAACUCGAUUUCAUCUACAGAAAGAAUAAUAAUAAUAAUAAUAAUAAUAAUAAUACACACAUACAUUCAAAAGAUUGGACUUUACUCAGGGAUGGCAGCAUCGAUACUGGAGGAUGAGGCUCGCUAUGGAUCCAGCCCUUUGGCGAUGCUAACCGCAACCUGCAACAAAUUUGGAGUCUCCAGCCCAGUGAGAGAUUCAGCUACGCCCGGCAAAACAGGCGACACCAACAACAACGCCAACAACCCCGGGAGGAAGCCUUACAGCCUGAACUCCGACCUCCAGCCUCCUAAAAACAGCCGGAACUCGGAGGAAAUGGGCGACUCCUACGCGGGGUCCUUCAACAGCGGGAACGGGCUCCUGACUCCCUCGGGCAGCCCGCAAGCCUCCACGGCAUACGGGACUGACUACAACCCUUUCUCCCACUCCUUCCAGCCGGCCCCUGUCUCCCAGGAUCCCUCUCUCCUGGUCUCCAAGGCCCACGCCACAGCAGACUGCCUGGCGAGCGUCUACACUUCCCUGGACAUGCCCCCGUACUGCUCCUGGUACAAAACUGGCAUCCACCCUUCCAUCUCCCCCAGCUCCGGCAAUGCCACGUCCCCAUGGUGGGACGUCCACUCCAACACCAACUGGCUGAGUGCCACGCAGACCCAAGCGGAUGGGCUUCAGGCAUCCCUGCAGCCCCCGCAGGGCUCUAUCAGUCCCCAGCUGCCAGGCUACAGCUCCGAAUUCACCUCCCUGAACCCUGCAAACCCCUACUCCACCGUGGGGCUGGGCAGUUCCUCUCACCUGCUGCCUUCUGGCCAGCACAUGCUCCCCCAGGACAUGUACAAGCCCAAACCGGUGCCCAACAGCUCCCUGAUGGAGACUCCCAUCGGGCUCAAGCCUUCGCGCAGCUAUGGGGGUUCAACGCCCGGCCGCUCCUCCUGCGACUGCCCCAACUGCCAGGAGCUGGAGCGGCUGGGGGCAUCGGCGGCCAGCCUCCGGAAGAAGCCUGUCCACAGCUGCCACAUCCCAGGCUGUGGCAAGGUCUACGGCAAGGCGUCACACCUGAAGGCUCACCUGCGCUGGCACACAGGCGAGAGGCCCUUCGUCUGCAACUGGCUGUUCUGCGGGAAGCGCUUCACUCGCUCGGACGAGCUGGAGCGCCACGUGCGCACCCACACCAGGGAGAAGAAGUUUACCUGUCAGCUCUGCAGCAAGAGGUUCACCCGCAGCGACCACCUCAGCAAGCACCAGAAGACCCACACCGAAGAGGAUCUGCAGGGCAAGGCUGGGGUAGAGGGGGAGCAGGAGAGGGAGGAGGGAGCAGUGGCUGCAGCCCCCCAAGCAGCCUCGCCGCCGGGCAAUGGGAUGCAAGACCCCAACGGGGAUGAGAACACCACCAGCCCAGAGCAGGGAGGAGGGCUGCUGGAGAUCUGAGUUCAAACUCUUCACUCCAGUAUCAGGGAAGUGGCUUCUUCAGUGAAGGACUGAAAGAGGUGCCCAUGGAAGGGGUCAUCUCAUAAUAAUAAUAAUAAUAAUAAUAAUAAUAAUAAUAAUAAUAAUAAUAA